CGCCAGAGCCGCGCCCCGAUUUUGUAGAACCGCUCGACCAAAGUGACUUCCUGGCAGCACUAGACUCAAGCUGUGCAUCGCCAACCCCAACCGUGCCUCACUCCGGGAAACGGUCUGCCAGGGAAGCUCUACGUCGCUUGCUCAUCCAUCUCAAAGUGCUGCUGCCGUUGGGCUCUGCUGUCAGCCAGACCCGGCCCUCCCUGCCAGCUCUUGCCCUCCCCCCCGUCCGCCCUGCCCUGCUCCGUCAGUCGAGGCUGGUCCUGCCCUGGGUUGCCCAGCAUGGCGCCUUCCACGACUGGCAGCUCCGGUGUCGCUGCGACUGCUGGCAACGGAACCAACAGCCCGCCCGCUCAGCGCCGCCCGCCCGUCAACGUCAAGGGCACCUCCACACACAUUCACAAAAAACCUACCGUUGUGCCAGUCCUUCCCCUUCCUCUAACCAAGCCGCGCCACCGCACCGCGCCCACCGCAUUGCCCUCUCCAUCUCACACUCCUGCAUCUCCCACUGCUGUUGAACGUGCCACAAAGUCGCCGACGUCAGCCUCGCGUGUCCGUUCCCCCACCUCGCCUCUGGCCGUCGAGGUCGACCUGCCCAACCUCGGCGCCCUCGCCAUCGCGCCCAAGACCAACGGUGCCGACGUGACCUCUCCUAAGCAAGACGGCGCCCGCAACGGUAACGGACAUCAACACAAACAACUGUCGGCCGUAGACGCCACCGUGGGUGUGGAGCUCGCCCCAGCCUCGACCCAGCAACAGCAGCUCGCUCCUGCAGGCACGGCUCAAGGCCCACCCACCACAACAACAACCACCCGCGAGCCUCUCGCAACCUAUCGCUCGACAAACGCAAUCCCUCCCCCAUCCAUAACCUCCUCAGCUGCACCCGACAGCUACGCCCUGCCCCAUCCUCCUCGAGGCAAGGAGAAUAUCCCGCCAACGGCGAACGGAUUCACAAUGACGCAGCCUCCGGCUUUCGAGGCGCCGCGCAUUCCCAUGCACCAUCCUCAGCUGAGCCUGAGCGACAGCAGCAUGUUCGGAGCGCACUCAGACUCCAACAACACAUCGCCCGUUCCGCCCGAGACGGGCGGAUAUGAGCGACCGGCGCAUCUGAACAUGCCGCCCUUGCCGCCGCCUCCUCCCAGUGGCUACCCUCCCAGCGGCUACCCUCAAUUCCAGCCCCAUCAUGCCUGCCAGCCCAUUCCAGGCAUUCCUUACUACCCUGCUGUCCAGGGCCCUCCUGGCCAGGGCUAUGUGCUUGCCCCCAGAACACCUCAGAGCUUCCAUGGAUCGCAGGGGUCUAACCCGCCUGAUGUCCCGGUCGGCUUUGAGGAGAACGGCUACCAACAUCGCUCUCAGCCGCCGAUGGCGGCCAACGGCCAUCCUUCUCAGCAGCCCGUGGCGGCCAACGACCACCACUCUCAGCCGCCCGUGACGGCCAACGGUCAUCUCGCCCAGCAUCAGCAGCCGGUAGCGGCCAAUGAUCAUAUUGCUCAGCACCAGCAGCCGAUGGCGACCGGUGACCACCUUCCUCAACAGCCGAUGGCAACAAAAGGCCAUCUCCCUCAACAGCCCAUCCCGGCCAAUGGCCAUCUCCCCCAGCCGCCAAUGACGGCCAAUGGCGCCGGUGUUCAUGCUGAGGUUCACAAUGCCUUCCCGCCCGCCCCCAUGUCGGCGAGGCAGCAUGGUUUCGUGGAUUCGCGAAGCCGCGAGAUAUCCCAGAUGCAUCAGAGGGACGCAUACGAAUACCUUGAGCUCAACUUCAACAACCGUGAGACAGCCGAUGUUCAGGUUGUAGUCACGUUCCGUGGUGGCCCAGAAGGCCGCCCGUGGCGCCGCCCCGUACUGCUAUACGGCCAUCGUCUUAUCCUGGGCUUCAGUCCCUCGCUGAGGGCUCAUCUCCAGGGCAGCCCUCACAUGGGCGGCACCCUGGAACUGGCUUCGGACGACCCGUAUCAGCGCACCGAGGUCCUCUGGAAUUGCCUCGCCAGCAUCUACGGUCGGCCUCUUCCCGAGAUCCCAGAGUCCGAUGCCUUCAUGGCUGCCGCAUACGUCGCUGCCGGCCACUUCCUUCAGCUAGGAGCCAUUUCCAUGAAGGGCGCGGAUGAUCUCAUCCGUCUCGUCGACAGCUGGACCCAACUCGAGAUGGCCUGCGCCGUCGCUCUCGAUGGUGCCAUUCAUCUCUCCCCCGGCCCGCUCCCCCCGUCUCAAUUAACCUCGGAUAUCAUUCUCCGCUACGGCCACGCCUCAGAGAUGCUUCUCGCCGCCAUCGCCGGGUUCGUUAUCGACAUGUUCCCUCACAACUACGUCGUUGACUCCAAGUACCCGCUGCCCCGCUACACUCGGAUCCCGGCCUACCCGGAUGCCUACAGGCGCGACAGGGAGCUCAUGGCAGCCUCGAGUGCCGACGCAGCAACUACGGCUCCAGUCCGCAACGAGAGCCUUCGGUACUCGAACCCACUGCUGAGCCAGAUUAAGUUCGGCGACGUCCCGUUGCCCAACGAUGGUCCCGCCGAUGCUCCUGAGACCCAGCGUCCUCAACCCAAGAAAAAGGCCACUCUGGCGGACCGUCUGGCGGCCUGCGAGACCGACGCAAACCGACUGCUGACGUCAAUCCUGGCCAAUAUGCCUUUCUGUGUCCUCAAGGACAUCCUCGAGAGCAACGGUCUCGGCAAGGGACCCGGCCCAUCUGCUACGUCCUGGCCCACGAUGCAGACCCGUUACAAGAUCAUGUCGCAGAUUAUCGCCGAGCGUGAGAGUCGACGGAUCGACGCCGCCAAGGCCGUCAUGGCUAGUGCUGCUGCGGAUCCGUCGGUCAGGGACAGACUUUCUGGUACUCGCCCACCUCAGAACGGCCCCGUCGACGGAUGGGAAAUCGUGGGCUGGAAAGAGGAGAUUGUCGACGUGGACGAAGCCCCCAAGCUUGUCCGGACUUGGGUGCCCCUCAGUUCUUCGAUCUGAUUCGUCUUCCCUGCUUGUUGUUUCGACGCUAGCGGUACAAAGCUCGGCACCAGAAGCCAGCUUUCAACCACGCUUGCACGUUUUCACGAUUCAACGAUAUCAUGGCAUGGGCUUAUUGUUUCUGUUCCGUCUUUGUUGGUGUCUUUUCUCGAUUCUCACCAAUCACCCCCACUUCCCACCACUUCCCACCGUUUGACCCCACUUGCACCCCUUCCACCCCUCCCUACCAAUUCCCCUUGCCUCGUUUAAAGGCACCGCGUUCUUGUCCCUGUCGUUUUUUCCCCGAUACUCUUGUCAAAGGUAUCUUUCAUGUUAUGAGUUGUCCAGCAUUGCGUUAGGUGUUAGAUUCCGGAGAUUUCAAGGUUGCACAAAAAUUCACAAAAAAAAAAAAAAAGGGCAAGGCGCUCGAAUGCGGUGGUGUCGGCCCUCGAGGCGAGCCACAAAUACUGUUUGUAUUUUCCUCUUUCUCUGGUUGCGAUGGAUUUUCAUAGAGUAACCAGCCGGCGGUGUUAUCAGCAGGCAACAUGCCGCUGAUAGGUCUUGGAACGGUUGUUGUCUUGCCUUUACGACUCGACUGAUACCUAGUACAGCCAUCCCGCCGAGCUCUCUCAUAGGAAUUCUCUCAUAUUGGUCUUGGGCAUGGCAUGGGUCUCGGUACCUUUCUCGUUUUCGUAUUUGGAGGCACAAGGAGGCAAGGCGGGUUUUGUUCUUCUUGGGUGGGCAUUGGCAACGCCCGGCACCGCAAGAAGGGCAUUGCUCGUCUUCUUCCUUCGGAGUUGGCGGGGGGUCGUCAUUUCUGGUCUUUGGGAACGAGGGACUAAAAGGGGGUUGUGUACCUACCUGGAUUGGUUGGUAGAGGCGCGAUGCUUUAAAAACAUUAAAUGAAAUCAAUGGCCAACCCCAAUCUGGUGAUGAAA
Molecule: messenger RNA, 3872 nt
Organism: Gaeumannomyces tritici R3-111a-1
Lineage: Eukaryota; Fungi; Ascomycota; Sordariomycetes; Magnaporthales; Magnaporthaceae
Exons: 2
Coding region: 280-2955 (891 amino acids)
Source: RefSeq, a predicted model, not a curated record